GAACAGGGGGAGAACCUACGGACCUACUCGUAUAAAUACGCCCCGUCUGGAAUUGAUUGCCAUCAAAUCGUCAGCAAAUUGACCAGCGAACAUGUUAAAGGGACUCGUACUCGUGCUAGGCUUUUUUGCGGUCCAGGCCGCCGUUAUCCGUAACGAGGGGAAUCCGGGCCCAGAUCCCCUGCUGCCAGAAGCCACCACCGCUGCGGUUAUCCUGGAUCAGCAGGAGGAGGGCGUCACCACCACCGAGGAGACAAGCACUUUGGCCACUCCCGCUCUCAGCCGCGACGAGGAGGCCAGCAUACUGAUUGAUCCCGCUCCGGGAACUUUGCAGGAGGAUGUGCCAUCCACUGUCCAGAAGUCCGGCAAGCUGUUGCUACUAAGCACACCGCCCAAGAGACACCACGAAAUCGAACGGGAGCUGGAGGAGCAGGACGAGGAUGAGGACAAGGCCGGCGAUGAGCCAACCACAACUGAGCAGCCCAAGGAUAAUGAGCAGGAGCAACAGAAGCAGGAGAAGGUUCAGGAGGAGGAGAAGAAGGAGGAGGAGGCUAGUGCGACCACAGAAAGCAGCACCACUCCGGCCACAACCAGGCUGUUUGCCAUUGAUGCCAGUCCGGCGGAAAAGGACUCUUCGUCCCCCAACGUCGCCAUAUCCCUCUCCCAGGACAAUGCCACCAUCUCGAUUGCCGAGCAGCCGCAGGUACCCGGCGACAAUAAUGCCGCCGUGGAGCUGGCCCUCGUGGAGCCGGAGGCGGAGUACGUCCUGCUGGAUGACGGCGAGCUUCAUGACGAGCUGGACCUGCAGCUGGGCAGCUUCACGCACAUUGACAGCGAUGUCCGCUUGCAGCCGGUGGUGCACUCCGUGGAAAUCGUGCCCACCAGCCUUGAUGAUCCUUUGAUUGUCAAUUACGUGCACAAUUUGCGAUGACUCGGCCC
Molecule: messenger RNA, 936 nt
Organism: Drosophila kikkawai
Lineage: Eukaryota; Metazoa; Arthropoda; Insecta; Diptera; Drosophilidae
Product: caspase-12
Source: RefSeq, a predicted model, not a curated record